AUGGCGUGUUUACGGAGCCGCAGUCCAUCCGCCACGCUCAAGAUGGUGACGUUUCCUGCGAGAAUCUAGCGCUUAGCGUCUCAGUUUACGCGAGAUUGCCGGCGCGUCGUGAUGGAGCCGGGCGGUGGCGGAGGUCCUGGAUUGUUAAUUGUCAACAACAAACAAAGGAGCGGGGAACUCGGGCUGACGACGCCGGCGACGCCAGGGGGAAAGGUUCGGGAGCCCAACCGCAAUCAACGCAAGGACUCGGAGGGAUAUUCGGAAUCACCAGAUUUUGAGUUUGAAUAUGCGGACACAGACAAGUGGGCUGCUGAGCUAUCAGAACUGUACAGUUACACAGAAGGUCCAGAAUUCCAGCUCAACAGAAAAUGCUUUGAGGAGGAUUUUAGACUGCAUGUGCUGGAUAAAAAAUGGACGGAGUUGGACACCAAUCAGCAUCGUACCCACGCUAUGCGGCUUCUUGAUGGCCUUGAGGUCACUGCUCGGGAGAAAAGACUUAGAGUAGCCCGAGCCAUCCUCUAUGUUGCACAAGGCACAUUUGAUGAGUGCAGUUCUGAAGCUGAAGUUCAGUCCUGGAUGCGAUACAACGUUUUCCUUCUACUUGAAGCUGGCACAUUCAAUGCUUUGGUGGAGCUUUUGAACAUGGAAAUUGAUAAUAGUGCUGCCUGCAGUAGUGCAGUGAGGAAGCCUGCCAUCUCCCUGGCUGACAGCACAGAUUUGAGGGUGCUGCUGAAUAUUAUGUACCUCAUUGUAGAGACUGUCCGUCAGGAAUGCGAAGGAGAUAAGCCAGAGUGGAAGACGAUGAGACAGACCUUUAGAGCAGAACUGGGGGCACCUCUGUAUAACAGUGAACCAUUUUCUGUGAUGCUAUUUGGGAUGGUGACCAAAUUCUGCAGCGGCCAUGCCCCACACUUCCCUAUGAAGAAGGUGUUGUUGUUGCUGUGGAAGACUGUACUGUGCACCCUUGGAGGAUUUGAGGAGCUUCAGGAUAUGAAAGCAGAGAAACGGGAGAUGUUGGGGCUCCCCCCACUUCCUGAGGAUAGCAUAAAAGUGAUCCGGAACAUGAGGGCUGCCUCUCCUCCAGCAUCUGCUUCUGAUUUGAUUGAGCAGCAGCAGAAACGGGGGCGUCGAGAGCACAAGGCUCUUAUUAAACAGGAUAACCUCGAUGCCUUUAAUGAGCGAGAUCCCUACAAAGCUGAUGACUCCCGUGAAGAGGAGGAGGAGAAUGAUGAUGACAAUAGUCUUGAGGGAGAGACGUUCCCUCUUGAAAGAGAUGAAGUGAUGCCCCCUCCUGUCCAGCACCCUCCAAUUGACCGGCUGACUUGCCCAAAAGGUUUACCUUGGGCGCCCAAGGUCAGAGAGAAAGACAUUGAGAUGUUUCUGGAAUCAAGUCGGAGCAAAUUCAUUGGCUACACCUUGGGGAGUGACACCAACACAGUAGUGGGGUUGCCCAGACCCAUUCACGAGAGUAUCAAAACUCUGAAGCUGCACAAGUAUACAUCUAUUGCAGAGAUUCAAGUUCAAAUGGAAGAGGAGUAUUUGCGUUCUCCCUUGUCAGGGGGGGAAGAGGAGGUUGAGCAAGUUCCUGCAGAAAUCUUAUACCAGGGUCUUCUUCCUAGCCUGCCCCAGUACAUGAUUGCCUUGCUGAAGAUUCUGUUGGCUGCAGCACCCACCUCCAAAGCCAAGACUGAUUCCAUUAACAUCCUAGCAGAUGUUUUGCCUGAGGAGAUGCCAACAACUGUGCUGCAGAGUAUGAAGCUAGGUGUUGAUGUUAAUAGGCACAAAGAGAUCAUUGUAAAGGCUAUUUCUGCUGUUCUGCUGCUGCUACUCAAACAUUUUAAGCUAAAUCAUGUCUAUCAGUUCGAAUACAUGGCCCAGCACCUGGUGUUUGCCAACUGUAUUCCACUUAUAUUGAAAUUCUUCAAUCAAAACAUCAUGUCAUAUAUCACUGCCAAGAACAGCAUCUCUGUUUUGGAUUACCCAUACUGUGUGGUUCAUGAGCUGCCUGAGCUGACUGCAGAGAGUCUGGAAGCUGGAGACAACAACCAGUUUUGCUGGCGAAACUUGUUUUCCUGCAUUAAUCUACUUAGGAUAUUGAAUAAAUUAACAAAGUGGAAGCACUCAAGGACCAUGAUGUUGGUGGUAUUCAAGUCUGCACCCAUUCUGAAACGAGCCCUAAAGGUGAAGCAAGCCAUGAUGCAGCUUUAUGUUUUGAAACUUCUCAAGGUGCAGACAAAGUAUUUGGGCAGACAGUGGAGGAAGAGCAACAUGAAGACCAUGUCAGCAAUCUACCAAAAAGUGCGGCACCGGCUCAAUGAUGACUGGGCUUAUGGCAAUGAUCUGGAUGCACGUCCAUGGGACUUCCAGGCUGAGGAGUGUGCUCUGCGGGCCAGCAUAGAGCGUUUCAACUCUAGGCGCUAUGACCGAGCUCAUAGCAAUCCUGAUUUUCUACCUGUGGAUAACUGUUUGCAGAGUGUUCUGGGCCAGCGUGUGGAGCUUCCUGAAGAUUUCCAAAUGAAUUAUGAUUUGUGGCUAGAAAGGGAAGUUUUUUCUAGACCCAUCUGUUGGGAGGAAUUGCUGCAAUGACGUUUGAUAAGAGGCAAAUGGAGCUAGUACUUGUUCCCAAGGACCAGGCUUCUCUUCAGUCAAUCAGGCAUAGAGAGAAGAUAAACUGGUUUUUCAUUGGCUUGUAAUCUGCAGUUCUUCCCUUCUCCUCCAGGUGGCAGCAUGGAUUUAUACUGCGUUGAAGGACCUGGCAAUAUGGCUUUCCCACAUCUUUUGGGCUGCUUCAGUUACUGAAUGGUUCAGAAGGUGCUAAAUGGAUUCAGAGUAAUUCACUUUGAGACCCAGAUUAAUUGAACAACACUGAGCAAAAUAUCAAUGUCAGCACCAAUGGCUGUUCAGUGCUCCUUGUCAGGCUUCUUUCCACUGACGUUGGCUAGCUAUUCUCUUCCAAAAGUAAGAUGGCAUCUUUUUCUGCUAUGGCUGCACCGUUAUCUCAAAAGGACAGACUGGAACCCUUUUCCUGUUAGCUUCUAGGAAAGACAGCAGCUUGAUGGUGGUGUCGAUGAAAGGAGAAAAGAUAGAUUUGUUCCUACUGAUACAGGAAAGGGGGAGAUCUGGAGUCCCAUCUAGUGCAUGUAUAAUUCAGAGAAUCAGGAAUUGGGAAUAGGAUGUGUUUAUAGCAGUGCCAGCAGUGCUCUCAUCUGGUAGAAGCAUUAUAAAUGGUUUGCCCCUGCUUGGGGAAGGCCACUUAAUUUAUAUCAAGGCUGUUGUCCCAUUUUGUUCCCCUAGUAGAGUCAAACCGUGUCUAAACAACUGCAAAUUAUAACACAGUGUAGUUGAAUAUUAUCUAUUUCUUUUCAUCAAGUAAUCUUCUGCUUUAGAAGCUGCACUAGAGGGGGAAGCUCUUAACAUUUUUCUGUUUUCACCAAUGUGCCAUCCUUUCCUCUUUCCUCUGCUAGGGAUAACUGAAUUUUAACAGUUUGUCAGCACAGAUGUGCACACCAGUGCAGUUCCCUUAAUCUGACUCCCUGCCAGGCCCCUUAUUUGUGCCUGUGCUUCUUGGUUAAGUGUGACAUAUUCAUUCCCAGUCUCCUCAAUCUGGAUGUUGCUGACCCAGCCAAAUAAUUCAUCCUAUGCUCCACUCCAGUCUAGUACUCGUAAACAGAAGAUGGUGGCAAGCCUGUAUCUGGACUUUCCCAAGGCAAAUAGCCCCCACAGCAGUCUGGAAUGGUACAGUCCAGACAAAGGUUUGCCACUUCCAUUGCUGUUUUGGAAGAACCUAGCUUCUGAGUCUCUGCAAACCAUUACAUGGAAUAAGGUGGAAGGCAUUUACUUUAAGUAAAUAAGUGGAUCUGUUCAUAAAGUAGAUGCUUUCAAUUCCCUAGGAGAUCUGCAUCUGGGUAUAGCCCAGGUGUAGGAAACCUUUGGGCCUCCAGAUGUUGCUGAACUACAACUCCCAUCAGUGCCAGCAAGCCUGGCUUAAUGGCGAGAGAUUAUGGGAGUUGUAGUUCAGCAACAUCUGGAAGGCCAAAGGUUCCCCACAGCUGGUGUAGCUUAUUGUAUUUAUAAACAUUGAAGAAUAAGCAAGUACAAUAGGUCAGCACCAAGUACUGCAGUAUGGUGGUAUUUUUUUCUGUUUUGUUUUUGCUUUGCUUUGUAGGCUGAUUAUGUACUUAAGCUACAAUUCUAAUGUUACUUAUUUGAAAGGUCUGGGGUACCAUUAAAAUGCUACUACAAAACCAUAGCAGUAGAUGGAACUGCUCCAGCACUUCACACUGAGCCUGGAUUACUUAAACCCAAACACUCCUGUAUGUUCAGUUUACAUCAUUGAAGUUGCAGAAUGUCUCCCAGGCAGAAAGCAGCAGGGACCAAAGCAUACCUGGUCAGUUUAGAAUAAGAAUCCAGUUUUAGUAAAGCAAAUGCAGUUUGAGCAAGCGCUACCAGGCAGACACUCCAAUAAUUGUGAUGGUGCUACAGAUGCGGUUCUAAGCUUCUUCAAGGUGUAUCAUACUGAGGCCAUGGGGCUCCCUCCAGUCUCUGCAUUUUUAACACAGUGUGAUGGUGAGAUGAUCAUGCAACAAAACCAUACGGUUGCAUAAAAGAAUGAACAAUCAUUAAAAACAACAAAAUAUCUUUCAUCUUACAGUGGCUGCUUAUGUGUAUGAUCCUGAGAUUUCUUUCUUGGAAAUAAGUCCAGACUGUUCUGCUCAGUGAACGUUGGGGACUUCAAAAGGGAGAAUAGAGGAUCUCUCCCUUCCUUGGGUGGGACCAGGUUAGUUGGAAUAUUGGUGCAAUCUAUUUCUUUUUGCUGUUGGGCUGGAGACUUUCGAAAAAUGGUAAGAAACGUUUCCAAUAGCUGUCUAGUAGGGAGCUAAUGGUAAUUGGACUUUCUCCCAGUUAUGGAGCAGUGUCUGAACAUGCUGAGGGCUACUGUCCCUAAUUAGGCCUUUGUAUCUGAGGUGCUUUUUCCCCCCUCUGGCCCUGCCUUAGUUGGGUGUGGCCACUCAGAUGGGUCUACUAGAGCUAAGUCAGAAGAGCUUCUCUGCUAGAGGUUAAGUGCUCCAGGUGCAAUCUAUUAGAAUGAACGUAGGACCUUAUGUAUCAACCCCAUCAGUUGCAAUAGAACAAGUUGCUGCUCUUCAGGAAAGAUCAGGCUGCCAUUCCUCCUGAUGGGGGAAAAGUGAGAUCUACCUCCUAUGAUCCUCACAGAUAAGUCAUCCAGAGGGGCUAAGUCGUACACUCUCUCUUCUCACUCCUUUGUCACAUGCCCUACCUCAUGAUAUCAUUUUUAUGUCUAAAGUCCUACAGCUAUUGCCAGGAAAGAGGUAUGCAAUACACUGAAGGGUACACCAUUCUGGUUUCUCCCUGCUACCCACCAUCUUCAGAGAGCCUGGUGGUGAAAUGGGUGGAUGUAUCACUUGACAGGUCCCGCUUACAGAUUACCUCCAUUUUGCCUCCCUGGGUUCAGUCAAUUUCAUGCUUGGCUUAGCUUUACCCCUCAGCUAGCUCAAUUUCUCUACAUUGUUUACAGGGAGAUAGAAUUGGGGGCAGGAGGCAGAGAAGACCAGGUUAGCCUUCCAGUGUUGAAUGGAAGUAUUUGGGGGUAGCCUGGUAGUGCCACUAGAUGGUGGUUAUGCUUGGCUGGCGGGUAUUGCAAAAUUCCUGUUCUUUGAUAUGUACAAAUUUAUUUUCUGAUAUGAGCAAGCAUGUGACCAGCUUUUUCCUUUCAGAGUGGUAUACUAUUGCUUUUUUAAAAUUGCUGUUAAAGUGAAAUCCUGAUAUUAAAUUAUUCUGUUAGCAGUUGCUGGUCUGUGACACAGCUGAUGGGGCCACUUGUAUGAUGAAUACAGACUGCAGCUUAGUCAUCUGCUUUCCCCUCUUCCCAUGAGUGCACUGAUGGCUGUGGAUAGAGGAAGGAUACUUGCAUUUUCCUUAGACAUUUUAAGCAAUAGGAGUUAUUGCUGCAGUAUUGAACUAGGAAUGCAUGCACCUAGGGUCCCUUCCUGCACAGUCACCUUGCAGUAGUAGACUUGUUUACUACUUAAAGUUGCAAAAGAAGACUCUUACCAGAUAAAGUAAUUGCAAGCUAUUUUGUUUACCUCAUCCUUCUCAUCCCUCAAAAAACCUCAGAAUACCUCACAAUAGAAAUAAUUUAAUACGGCAAUAAACAGUUUAAUACAUUCUUUGGUGAUCUCCCAUCUGUCUGAAAUGGGAUGGGGGGGAGGUCAGUUUUCUAGCAAAAUUGCUCUAAUAGUAUGCAGGCUGAGAUUUCUGCUGGGCCACUCAGACUAUAAUUUUCUUUGCUGAAAAAUAAGAGGAAUUUCAUACGUCUCUAGAUAAUAAGAAAUAGUGCCCCUUUCUGGCAAUGAGGCAGUGAGUUUAUUUUAUUCAUUAAUUGUGAAUACAGCCCACCUUUCUACAAAAUAUCUAAGGUAGUUUACAACCAGGAUACUAAUACACUAUUAAUGCCACAAGAAAGAGAAUGGGGCAGUAAAAUGGUGAGUGCAAUUCAAUGUAAGCAUGUUGGGGCAAAAAAAUCUUAAUAGGGACUGAACCGGUGGGGAAUAUGUAUAAUGUGGAGAAAGUAGAUGGAAGUUUUUGUCCCUCUAAAUACUAGAACCCAGAAUCAUGAAUGUAGCUGAAAGUUGUAAAAUUCAGGACAGACAAGAGAACUUCACCAACGCAUAAUUAAACUCCCAGAAGUUGUAGUGAUGGCCACCAAUUUGGAUGGCUUUAACAGAAUAUUAGAUAAA
Messenger RNA from Rhineura floridana, 6758 nucleotides. RefSeq names its product striatin interacting protein 1 (gene STRIP1). Gene Ontology annotation, cellular component: cytosol. The record is from RefSeq and is a predicted model, not a curated record. Lineage: Eukaryota; Metazoa; Chordata; Lepidosauria; Squamata; Rhineuridae. The transcript is spliced from 21 exons. Gene Ontology annotation, biological process: cytoskeleton organization. The coding region runs from base 112 to 2586 and encodes 824 amino acids.